AUGGGGCCAGGCAAUGAUACUCAAAUUUCAGAAUUUCUUCUUCUGGGAUUAUCAGAUGAACCAGAAUUACAGCCCUUUAUAUUUGGGCUUUUCCUCUCCAUGUACCUGAUCAUUGUGUUUGGAAAUCUGCUCAUCAUCCUGGCCGUCAGCUCUGACUCCCACCUCCACACGCCCAUGUACUUCUUCCUCGCCAACCUAUCCUUUGUAGACAUCUGCUUCACCUCUACUGUCAUCCCAAAGAUGCUGUGGAACAUCCAGACUCAGAGCAAGGUCAUAACCUAUGCAGGCUGUAUCACACAGAUGUAUUUUUUCCUACUCUUUGUAGAAUUAGACAUCUUUCUCUUGACCGUGAUGGCUUAUGACUGCUUUGUGGCCAUCUGUCACCCCCUGAACUACAUGGUCAUCAUGUACCCCCAGCUCUGUGGACUGCUGGUUCUGGUGUCCUGGAUCAUGUGUAUCCUGAAUUCCUUGUUAGAAAGCCUAAUGGUAUUGAGGCUGUCCUUCUGUGCAGUCUUGGAAAUUCCCCACUUUUUCUGUGAACUCAAUCAGAUGAUCCAACUUGCCUGUUCUGACACCUUUCUCAAUAACAUGGUGAUGUAUUCUGGAAUUAUACUGCUGGCUGGUGGUCUCUUCAUUGGGAUCCUUUACUCUUACUCUAAGAUAGUUUCCUGCAUCCGUGGGAUCUCAUCAGCUCAGGGCAAGUAUAAAGAAUUUUCCACCUGUGCAUCUCACCUUUCAGUCAUCUCCUUAUUUUAUUUUAUGGGUCUAGGAGUGUACCUCAGCUCUGCUGCUACCCAGAACUCCCAUUCAAGUGCAGCAGCCUCGGUGGUGUACACGGUGGUCACACCCAUGCUGAACCCCUUCAUCUACAGCCUGAGGAACAAAGACUUAAAGGGGGUUCUCAUGCGGAAAAAGGGGAACACUUUUGCACUAUAUUGA
This is a messenger RNA of Suricata suricatta (meerkat), 939 nucleotides long. RefSeq names its product putative olfactory receptor 7A2. The transcript is spliced from 2 exons. Gene Ontology annotation, biological process: G protein-coupled receptor signaling pathway. The coding region runs from base 1 to 939 and encodes 312 amino acids. The record is from RefSeq and is a predicted model, not a curated record. NCBI's taxonomy places the organism in Eukaryota, Metazoa, Chordata, Mammalia, Carnivora, Herpestidae. Gene Ontology annotation, molecular function: G protein-coupled receptor activity; olfactory receptor activity. Gene Ontology annotation, cellular component: membrane.